AUGAGAUGGACCCCACACCCCCAGUGCGCUCCGAAUAUCUGGUCUCAGGGAUUCGCACGCCCCCCGCCAGGAGGAACAGCAGGCUGGCCACCCUGGGCAGGAUCUUCAAACCCUGGAAAUGGAGGAAAAAGAAAAAUGAAAAACUGAAGCAGACAACGUCCGCGCUGGAGAAGAAGGCCGGCCGGCAGGGUCGGGAGGAGCUCAUCAAGAAGGGGCUGCUCGAGAUGGUGGAGCAGGAUGCUGAAAGCAGAGUGGGCCACCGAGCCACACAGAGUGAGCCGUCCACUCCCAAGCAGCAGUUUCCAGAAGAUGCCCAGCCAGGAACCCCCUCGGCCAGCGGGAUGGACCAGGCUUCCCUGGAGGAGCCGCUGUCCUCGGACUCCCUCUCAGAGGAUACAGCCAAGACGCCCUCAGCAUCCAGGGGUGAAGAAGCAGACGCCACCAGCAGCCUUCCACCUACCACGGAUGAGUCCUCUCAAGCCUUAGCUGGGUCCGACUCCCUGGACAGUCCUCCCAGAACCCUGGAGAGAUCCGUGGGCCAGCUCCCCAGUCCCCCGCUGCUGCCCAUCCCACUGCCCAAGGCCGGCUCCAAAGCCACAAAAAAUGCCACAGGCCAGGCUGUGCUCCUCCAGGACUCCAGCGGGAAGAACACGGACCCUCCCCCCCGAGGACAGCUUCCCACGCCCACAGGGUCUCCGCAUCCCACCACCAUCCACCGGCCGCUGCCCCCCAGCCGCGUGAUCGAGGAGCUGCACCGGGCACUGGCCACCAAGCACCGUCAGGACAGUUUCCAAGGGAGGGACAGCAAAGGGUCCCCGAAGAAGCGGGUGGACGUCCGCCUGUCGCGAGCAUCCAGCGUGGAGCGGGCCAAGGAGCGGGAGGAGGCCUGGAGCGUGGAGGGCGCCUCGGAGGGCAAGUGGGCGGCAGCCAAGGCGUCGGAGGAGAACAAGGAGAACUUGCUGGUGCACUCGGAGCUCCAGGACGACCUGCUCCUGUACCAGGACGAAGAGGUGCUGAACGACUCCAUCAUCUCCGGAACUCUGCCGAGGAAAUGCAAGAAGGAGCUGCUGGCCGUGAGACUGAGGAACCGGCCCAGCAAGCAGGAGCUGGAGGACCGGAACAUUUUCCCCCGGAGGACGGAUGAGGAGCGGCAGGAAAUCCGGCAGCAGAUAGAGAUGAAACUCUCUAAACGGCUCAGCCAGAGACCUGCCGUGGAGGAGCUGGAGAGGAGGAACAUCUUGAAACAAAGGAACGACCAGACAGAGCAGGAGGAGAGAAGAGAGAUCAAGCAGAGGCUGACGAGAAAGCUUAAUCAGAGACCCACCGUGGACGAACUGAGAGACAGGAAAAUUCUGAUACGGUUCAGUGAUUACGUGGAAGUGGCCAAAGCCCAGGACUACGACAGACGGGCGGACAAGCCCUGGACGAGGUUGUCGGCGGCAGACAAGGCAGCGAUUCGCAAAGAACUCAAUGAAUACAAAAGUAACGAGAUGGAGGUACACGCCUCGAGCAAGCAUUUGACAAGAUUCCACAGGCCGUAGAGAUUUUCUUCUGAGAAGAAUCUGUGUUUAACUUUUGAUACCAACACUGGAUACUCAUCAGGGGACUCUCCUGAAUUUAACUCAAGACUCCCCGCUGUGUCGGGAGGAGCGAGCACGCAGGGAGGUCACCCUCACUGCUCUCCGGACACGGACCCGGACACGGACACGGAAGGUCUCGCUCUGGCGUCCCAGGAGUGAGCUGUCGGGUCCUCAGAGACCCGGAGUGACGGCAGAAGAAAACUGUUGGAUGCCUUUGAGCCUUGUUUUCAGUUCUGCGGUUGGUCGACAGAGGGUGGAGAUUCGCAGGUGCAGGCUCGGCACUCCAGACCUCGGGCCUGAGGGCGCGUGACGCGGUGUCAUCUGUGUUAUGUUGAAAAGACAUUUUUACUCUGAUCACGAUUGAGUUGAGAACUCUCUAAGUUCAUGUUAUACAAAAUUAUUUCCUGUAUUAUAUUUCUCCUUUUUUUAUAUAAUGUCUAACAGAAAUACAGCUGCAACAUUUUGAUUCCUGUUAAUUUUGUUCUUUAAUUAAAUGAUUACUUAUUGCAGGAAAUUCACCUGCGCUUUAUA
Myotis brandtii (Brandt's bat) is the source of this 2111-nucleotide messenger RNA. RefSeq names its product phosphatase and actin regulator 3 (gene PHACTR3). The transcript is spliced from 12 exons. Gene Ontology annotation, biological process: actin cytoskeleton organization. The record is from RefSeq and is a predicted model, not a curated record. Bases 6 to 1541 code for a protein of 511 amino acids. NCBI's taxonomy places the organism in Eukaryota, Metazoa, Chordata, Mammalia, Chiroptera, Vespertilionidae. Gene Ontology annotation, molecular function: actin binding.